Molecule: messenger RNA, 2661 nt
Organism: Brassica rapa (field mustard)
Lineage: Eukaryota; Viridiplantae; Streptophyta; Magnoliopsida; Brassicales; Brassicaceae
Product: probable disease resistance protein At5g04720
Molecular function (GO): ADP binding
Source: RefSeq, a predicted model, not a curated record
AUGGCCGAACUUAUCGGCGGAGAAGUCGUGACGGAGCUCGUAAAACAGCUCUUCGCCGUAUCCAGAAAAGCCUUGAGAUGCAGAGGCGUCGCCGAGAAUCUCGCCAACAUGAUCGCAGGCGUUCAACCGACCAUCAAGGAGAUCCUCUACAGCGGAGUAGAAGUGAGCGCUCACCGCCAGGUUCAGCUUCGUAUGUUCUCCGAAACCUUAGACAAGUGCAAGAAGCUCACCGACAAGGUUCUCAAAUGCAACCGCUGGAACAUGGUUCGCCAGCUUUACCACGCCAAGAAAAUGGAAGACUUGGAGAAGAAGAUCUCCAGGUUCAUCCAGGGCUUGCCUCUCCACGUUCUCUGUGACGUUCAUCACCUUCGUGCUGACUCUGAGGUUCGGUUCGACCGGAUCGAUAGGGGCUUUGACAGCUUGAGUGAGAAGAUGGGGUCUAUGAAGAUCAGGGGUGGUGGAUUGGUGCAGGAGGAGAUGAAGGCAGGUGAAGCUGCGAUGACAGAUGGUGAUUUGGGGAACUUGGGGGUGGGGUUGGAGUUGGGAAAGAGGAAGGUGAAGGAGAUGAUGUUUGGUUUGAAAGAUGAAGGAGGACUUGUCGGGAUCUCGGGGAUGAGCGGUUCAGGGAAGACCACUCUUGCUAAAGAGGUUGCAAGGGACGAAGAUGUCCUAGGCCACUUUGGGAGACGGGUUCUGUUUCUGACAGUCUCACAAUCUCCUAAUAUUGAGGAACUGAAAGCCUGUAUAUGGGGAUUUCUUACUGGUAAUGAAGAUGGCUUUGGUGCCACUCUUCCUGAACCAGUCGGUCAGACACGGAGGCUGGUGAUCCUUGAUGAUGUUUGGACAAGGGAAGCACUGGACAAGCUGAUGUUUAACAUUCCUGGAACCACAACUCUUGUGGUCUCACGGUCUAAGCUAGCAGAUCCUAGAACAACCUAUGAAGUAGAGUUACUAAAUGAAAAUGAAGCAACGUCUCUGUUCUGUCUCUCUGCGUUCAAUGAGAAAUCAGUACCUUUUGGAUUCAGCAAAGUGUUGGUCAAGCAGGUUGUUGCUGAGUGUAAAGGUCUACCUUUGUCUCUAAAAGUUGUUGGUGCUUCUUUAAAAAGCCGACCUGAAAAAUACUGGGAAGGUGUAGUGAACAGGUUAUCAAGAGGUGAACCUGCUGAUGAAACUCAUGAGAGUAGAGUGUUUGCUCAAAUUGAAGCAACUCUAGAGACUCUAGACCCUAAAACCAGAGAGUGUUUCAUGGAUAUGGGUGCUUUCCCUGAAGACAAGAAGAUCCCUCUUGAUGUAAUCAUCAACAUGUGGGUUGAGAUGUAUGAUCUUGAGGAUGCAACUGCCUUUGCUGUUCUUGUUGAUCUAUCAAACAGGAAUCUCCUCACUCUUGUCAAAGAUCCAAGGUUUGGCGCUAUGUACACUAGCUACUAUGAUAUUUUUGUGACGCAGCACGAUGUUCUAAGGGACCUGGCACUUCAUCUUAGCAACCGUGGGAGAGUUAACAAAAGAGAGAGGCUACUGAUGCCGAGAAGAGAGUCAGAGCUUCCCAAGGAAUGGGAGAGGAGCAAUGAUGAGCCAUACAGUGCACGUGUAGUCUCCAUCCACACAGAGGAGAUGACUGAGAUGGAGUGGUUUGACAUGGAACUCCCUAAGGCAGAAGUUCUGAUAAUAAACUUCUCUGCGGAGAGCUAUGUAUUGCCACCUUUCAUUGCUAAGAUGGGCAGGCUCAGAGCGCUGGUGAUUAUCAACAACGGUAUGUCUCCUGCGCGUCUUCAUGACUUCACAACCUUUACCAAUCUGGCCAAACUCAAGAGUCUCUGGCUUGAGAGGGUUCAUGUCCCUGAACUCUCUACAAGUACCGUUCCUUUAAAAAGCCUCCGCAAGAUGUCUCUGAUCCUGUGCAAGAUCAAUAACAGUUUUGUCCAAACAUCAGUAGACAUGUCCCAGAUCUUCCCAAACUUGUCUGAUCUCACAAUAGAUCACUGUGAUGAUCUCGUGGAGCUACCAACGACCGUCUGUGGAAUCACCUCUCUCAACUCCAUCAGCAUAACAAACUGUCCACGCAUCAGCGAGUUGCCUAGGAAUCUGAGCAAGCUAAAGGCACUUCAACUUCUGAGGCUAUACGCUUGUCUGGAGCUGAAAGCUCUACCUGUAGAGAUCUGUGAGCUGCCGAGGCUAAAGUACCUUGACAUCUCUCAAUGUGUCAACCUGAGUUUUCUUCCAGAAGAGAUAGGAAAGGUGAGGACACUUGAGAAAAUCGACAUGAGAGAAUGCAGCUUAACGAACAUACCAAGCUCCGCGGCUUCAUUGACUUCUCUACGCCAUGUGAUAUGCGAUGUAGAGACUUUGUGGAUGUGGGAACAUGUCGAGAAGGUGGUUCCCGGACUUCGUGUUGAAGGAGCUGAAAAAUGCUUCAGCCUUGAUUGGCUCAACGAGUAGGAUCAAGUUGUGUGUAUGUUCCAUUAACGCAGGCUCAACAAGUAGGUUCGUAAUCUCCCCCCUCAUUGGCUUUGGGAGCGUGUUAUGUAAGCAACUUAUUGCUAAUCUGUAGCAACUAGCUAUAGCUUUUGUGUAUUUUCAUUCCUUGCAACUUCUUACUCUAUAUUCUUCACUAUUAAUCAUCCACUUAUAAAUAUAGCUGGCUUAUUAGUAGAUUUCAGACUA